GUCCUUUUGCGCUGCGGGAUACACAUUGAACUCGUCCCUCGUUAGAACGUUUGUCUAACGGCGUACCGGUCCGUUCUGGCGGGUUAGAAUUACACAAAUAUGCCACAGGUCUAGCUAUUUGUUCUUUUUUAAAGUCGUUUCGUAUCACUUCUCCCUUACCAUUCUGUCUAUAAAACAUGUCGUCGAGAGCGAAAGCUUCGCCGCGGAAGCCCAAGGCGGCGCGAGAAGCUUCAAAACAAUCAAAAGAUCUGCCUACAUCUACCGUACUCAGGCUCGCCGGCCGAGCCGCCGCCUUCCUCAUCGUUGCUGGACUUGCGUCACCUGUUUCGCAGCUCAGCCUUUCCCCUGUCUAUGGUUCCAUUCCCGCGUCGCUGCAUCACCAAAGAGCCAUCACGGUCACCGCUGCAUUGGCAUUCAUAGGAAGAGGAGGUCUGAAAAAGAUAUUGCCCUCGAGAGUGGAAGAUUACAUUGCUGUCAUUGCGUACUGGACACCCGUGAUCCAGUUCCUGCUCUUCCAGUACAGCGGCCAAUUGGGCAUUGAAUAUGGACCGUUAAUCAUUGAGGCUCUGACAUAUCUUCCCCUGCUCUUCCUCUGCUGCUAUACGGCCGGGGACCUAUUGGACUCUCUGGAUCCGGCUCAAUUCAGACUUCCCCCAGCUGUUGCAGAGGCGGUGUUACCUAUUGCAUCCUACGCUACUGUCUCCUCGGUAUCCAAGAUUGCCGGAGCCAUUCUCCCUCUGUACGUUGGUACACACGUUUGGUUCACAAGGAUCGGUUUCCAAACGCUCAUCGGUUCCAUUACGGCGAUUCUGAGUCCGUCGCGCGUUAUUCUCCUCGCGUUCCCAGCGAUCCUGCACACGCUCUACGCCAACCCUCACUAUGCAGGCUCGGACAGUGCUCUACAAAGAGCCAACGCGACCCUUUACGCAUCCACCAAUUUCACUCUCCUCGCCCGCCAUGAGUCCAUAACCGGCUACGUCUCCGUGCUCGAGAACGACGCCGACAACGCCUUCCGCCUGAUGCGCUGCGACCACUCCCUCCUCGGCGGCGAAUGGAUGGUCACGCCGGCCGCCUACGCCAGAGGCCAACGGCAGCGCGAACCCAUCUUCUCCGUCUUCGUCCUCCUCGAAGCCAUCCGCCUAGUCCUCCCUCCCACCUCGCAACCCACCAUCCCCGACUCGGAGAAAUCCGCCCUCGUCAUCGGCCUCGGCGCAGGCACCGCCCCCAACGCCCUCAUCUCGCACAACAUCACCACGACCAUCGUCGAACUCGACCCAGUAGUCCACCACUUCGCCUCUAAAUACUUCGACCUCUCGCCCAACCACCACGCCGUCCUCGCCGACGCCGUGCAAUACGUCGCCGACGAGUCCCUCGCCCGCCCGUCCUCGUACAACUACAUCAUCCACGACGUCUUCACCGGCGGCGCCGAACCCGUGCACCUCUUCACGCGCGAAUUUCUCUCGGGCCUGAAACGCCUGUUAAAGGACGACGGCGUCGUAGCCAUCAACUACGCCGGCGAUUUGUCCCUCCCGUCCACCCGCCUCGUCCUCAACACCAUCCACGCCGUCUUCCCCCGCUGCCGCCUCUACCGCGACUCCCCCCGCGCCGAGGACUGGACGCCCGAGAAACCGGAUUUCAUCAACAUGGUUGUCUUCUGCGUCAAGCGUUCCCCCCCGGGUGCGGCUAAAGAGGAUGUGAUUCGGUUUCGCGAACCGACGGAGGAGGACUUCGGGGGCAGUAUUGCCAGGCGGAAUUUCCUAGCGCCGAGGGAGGAGUUGGAGAUUCGGUUCGAGUAUUUGGCUGAGGAACGGGGCGGGAAGGUCAUGGGGAGGGCGGAGGUGGGGGAGCUGGAGAGGUGGCAUCGGAGGGGCGCUGUGAGUCAUUGGAGGAUUAUGAGGGAGGUUUUGCCGGCGGGGGUGUGGGAGAUGUGGUAGGAGGGAGCGUUAUGGAUGGGGUGGAUUUGCGGGGGUGAGGAGGGGAUGGAGUGCCCUUGGGUGCUUGGGUCGGGUUGGGAGUUUGCUGGUGGAAUGUUGUGAAGUGUAUCAGAGUUGAGAAAUUGUUUUCUAUUGCUGCGCCCUAGUUGGAUUCAUGCAGUGGUGGUAGAGCGAACGUAUGCAGCCAUGUUAACAUGCUUGCCUACAUGGUUCGAAUUGAGAAUCUACCUCCAGUUCACCUAGCUCUAUCAGUUUUCCAACAACCCAGCACGCCACAAAAAUCUAUCCCGUCCUCUAGAAAAACCAAGUGCUACGACUUCCUCCCAGUAGACCUAG
Messenger RNA from Westerdykella ornata, 2270 nucleotides. Its product is annotated as S-adenosyl-L-methionine-dependent methyltransferase. Gene Ontology annotation, biological process: polyamine biosynthetic process. Gene Ontology annotation, molecular function: thermospermine synthase activity. The record is from RefSeq and is a predicted model, not a curated record. Bases 177 to 1934 code for a protein of 585 amino acids. Lineage: Eukaryota; Fungi; Ascomycota; Dothideomycetes; Pleosporales; Sporormiaceae. The transcript has a single exon.